Messenger RNA from Priceomyces carsonii, 2109 nucleotides. It is a transcript of the gene SUP35, whose product is annotated as translation termination factor GTPase eRF3. The transcript has a single exon. Gene Ontology annotation, molecular function: GTPase activity; GTP binding; translation release factor activity. Bases 1 to 2109 code for a protein of 702 amino acids. The record is from RefSeq and is a predicted model, not a curated record. NCBI's taxonomy places the organism in Eukaryota, Fungi, Ascomycota, Pichiomycetes, Serinales, Debaryomycetaceae. Gene Ontology annotation, biological process: translation; translational termination; nuclear-transcribed mRNA catabolic process, deadenylation-dependent decay. Gene Ontology annotation, cellular component: translation release factor complex.
AUGUCUGAUCAAACGGACGGUAACCAGGACAAACUAACACAGAAAUUCCAAAAUUCCUCUUUAAACGAUGCUAGUCAACAGAAUGUAGAACAGCAAAGUUAUCAAAAUGGAUACAAUCCAGUUAAUGCUUCAACAUUUGUUCCUCAACAGAACUACUAUCAAGGUGGAUACCAAGGUUAUGGUGCUUACAACCCUCAAAAUUCAUAUGGAGCAUAUAACCAACAAGAUGUGUACCUGAACUACAAUACUCAAGGUACAUAUAAUGGCUAUGGUAAUACUAGGGGAGGCUACAAUAAUCAAGGCAAUAGAGCAGGUUACAGCGCUUAUGGUAACAGAGGAUAUAAUAGUUUUGAAGCAACCCAGCAACCUCAACAACCGCAAGGAAUGUCAUUAGCCGACUUUCAAAAACAAAAGUCUGCGUCAUCAAUUCCAGCCACCAAGCCUAAGAAAACCUUGAAGUUGGCAGGUUCAAAAGGUAUAACCUUAGCAAAUGCCAAGAAGGUUCCUCAGAAGGAGAAAGCUCUUGAAACUGAAAACAAAACUGAAGAAAAAUCGGAGGAGAAGCCUGAAAAAUCUACGAAGGAGGAGGCUAGUAGUGAUACUGCUACUACUGCUGCUACCGAUGUAAAAAUUUCUAGCAAAGAAAACUCAUCCCAACUCGAGGAAGGAAAACCUCUGAGUUCUACAAGUAAGGAAGCCGGUUCUGAGUUGAAGACUGAAAGGACCAAAACUCCAACACCAUCUUCUGGAAUUGCGGCAGCAGAGCCUUUAGUAAAGGACCAAGAGGAUGAAGUCGAUGAAGAGGUUGUCAAAGAUUUAUUUGGCGGUAAAGACCAUGUCUCGAUCAUUUUCAUGGGCCAUGUUGAUGCGGGUAAGUCAACAAUGGGAGGAAAUAUUUUAUACAUGACAGGUUCUGUUGAUAAAAGAACAGUUGAGAAAUAUGAAAGAGAAGCCAAGGAUGCGGGUAGACAAGGCUGGUAUUUAUCAUGGGUGAUGGAUACCAAUAAAGAGGAAAGAAAUGAUGGUAAAACCAUUGAAGUUGGAAGAGCAUACUUUGAAACUGAUAAGAGAAGAUACACAAUUUUGGAUGCUCCUGGUCAUAAGAUGUAUGUUUCAGAAAUGAUUGGAGGUGCUUCUCAAGCUGAUGUUGGUAUUUUGGUUAUUUCAGCCAGAAAAGGGGAGUACGAAACGGGAUUUGAAAAGGGUGGACAGACCAGGGAACACGCAUUAUUAGCCAAGACUCAGGGUGUGAAUAAAAUAAUCGUUGUUGUCAAUAAGAUGGAUGAUCCGACCGUCAACUGGUCUCAAGAUCGUUACAAAGAUUGUACUACCAAAUUGGGUAUGUUUUUAAAAGGAAUUGGUUAUUCUAAGGAAGAUGUUACUUUUAUGCCAGUUUCCGGUUACACGGGUGCUGGGUUGAAAGAUAGAGUCAAUCCAAAAGACUGUCCCUGGUAUAAAGGGCCCUCUUUAUUGGAAUAUUUGGAUAAUAUGAAAACGGUCGACCGUCACAUUAAUGCGCCUUUCAUGUUACCAGUUUCAGGUAAGAUGAAAGAUAUGGGUACUAUUGUCGAAGGUAAAAUAGAAUCUGGUCAUAUCAAGAAAGGUAGUAAGUUAUUAAUGAUGCCUAAUAAAGACUCUAUUGAAGUCAUAGUUAUUUAUAAUGAGACUGAGCAAGAAUGUGAUGCCGCGUAUUGUGGAGAACAGGUUAGAUUAAAGAUAAAGGGGGUCGAAGAAGAAGAUAUUCAACCAGGAUACGUGUUAACAUCUCCACAAUUUCCAGUGAAAACUGUUACCAAAUUUGAGGCCGUGAUAGCAAUCGUUGAAUUAAAGUCUAUCUUAUCCAACGGAUUCUCCUGCGUAAUGCAUUUACAUGCUGCAAUUGAAGAAGUCACGUUUGUUGAAUUGAAACAUAAGUUCAAAAAGGGUACAAACAAAAAAUCUAAAGAGCCACCUGCCUUUGCCAAGAAGGGAAUGAAGAUUGUUGCCGUGUUAGAGACUAAUGAACCCAUUUGUGCAGAGACGUACAAAGAAUACCCUCAAUUAGGAAGAUUUACUUUAAGAGAUCAAGGUGCAACCAUAGCAAUUGGUAAGAUCACAAAGCUUUUGUAA